ACCUGGAGCAGCGUCCGCCAGCGGAGGGUCGUACAAAGUACAAAAAGGCUGAGAAUACACGUCGCUUUUACGGUGAUUCUACGCGGAUUUAACUGUAAUCUAACGCAUUUGGAAGAUAAAACUGCUGGAAUAACCCACUCUUAGAGGAUCGACCUUUCUGGAAUAUCAACACAAGGAGUUCUCUGCCACCUCCGCGGAGUUUUCCGACAAGCUGCCACCGAGGUCCGUUAAAUUUCAGCCGCUGAAAACUUUCUGGUUUACUUCGCUAAAGACGUCCUGACCACAUCAGCCUCCUCCUCCUCCUCCUCCAGUCACACCACCAGGAGCUCCACCAGCCUCCACCCCCCCGGCUGACCCUGGAAUUAUCAGCUCCCGCAACCAGAGACUGAACGGAAGAAAAGUCUGAGCAGGAAAUUAAGCAGCGGAGCGGUUUUCAGAGGAUUCUUAACGUUUGGCUGUUUCCCGGCUGUCGGCUGAGCGGCAGGCAGAGGAGGCGGAGAGUCUCACCUGAGGCGGGUCCAUGUCUCCGGCGCUCAGCAUGAGGCUCUGAGGAGGCGGCGGGAUUUUAAAUAAAGCUGGUUCAAACACGAGGAGGAGGGAGCAUGGGGAAGGAGCAGGACCUGCUGCAGGCGGUGAAGAGUGGAGACCUGCUGUCCACUCAGAAGCUGCUGUCCAAACUGAAGACCAGCAGGAACAAGUUGCUCGGCUCCACCAAGAGACUGAACGUGAACUACCAGGACUCAGAUGGGUUUUCGGCCCUGCACCACGCUGCCCUCACAGGAACCACAGAGCUGCUGUCUGCACUGCUGGAGGCUCAGGCCACUGUGGACGUGAAGGACAGCAACGGCAUGCGUCCGCUGCAUUAUGCAGCCUGGCAGGGAAAAGCUGAAUCAGUCCUGAUGCUGCUUCGCUCUGGAGCCUCAGUCAACGGGGUUUCUCUGGACGGACACAUCCCGCUGCACCUGGCCGCCCAGUACGGACACUACGAAGUGUCGGAGAUGUUGCUGCAGCAUCAGUCCAACCCCUGCCUGGUCAACAAGGCCAAGAAGACUCCUCUGGACCUGGCCUGUGAGUUUGGAAGAGUCCAGGUGGCCCAGCUGUUGCUCAGCAGUAACAUGGUGGUGGCGCUGCUGGAAGGAGAAAGGAAGGAGCCCACAGACUCAGCCUUCACCACGCCGCUACACCUCGCCGCCCGCAACGGACACAAAGACGUCAUACGGCUGCUGCUGAAGGCCGGCAUCGACAUCAACAAGACCACCAAGUCUGGGACGGCUCUGCACGAAGCCUCUCUGUACGGGAAGACGGAGGUGGUCCGACUGCUGCUGGAUGCCGGAGUGGAUGUGAACAUCCGUAACACCUACAACCAGACGGCGCUGGACAUCGUCAACCAGUUCACCACGUCACACGCCAGCAGGGACAUCAAGCAGCUGCUCCGAGAUGCGACGGGUGUUUUGCAGGUCAGAGCUCUGAAGGAUUACUGGAACCUCCAUGAUCCAACUGCCCUCAACAUCCGAGCCGGAGACGUCAUCAUGGUGUUGGAGCAGCACGUGGACGGACGCUGGAAGGGCCACAUCCACGACACCCAGAGAGGGACGGACCGAGUCGGCUUCUUCCCUCCGUCCAUCGUGGAGGUCAUCAGCAGGAGAAACGGGGGCACCCUGUCCCGGCACGCCUCCCUGCCCACCCAACGCCAGCAGCUGCUGUCCAGAGCCCCCCUCUCCUCCAGCCUCAGCUCCGCCCCUCAGACCGACGACUCCUACACUCUGUACGCCCCCCCCACCCACGUGGUGCUGCCGCUAGCCAACGGCCUCACUGCCAGCACAGGUUUGUCUCCGAGCCGCCUGUCUCAGUCUGAGUUUCCCUUUGAGGACAUCUGGGUUCUCAGGGACUCGUGUCAUGCUGGAGACAGAAACAGUGUCGGAAGCACCGGCAGUGUUGGCAGCACCCGCAGUGCCGGGAGCGGCCAGAGCACCGAGAGCAACAACGCACCCAACGGACUCCAACACAACACCGGUCACCAUGACAACGCCAACAAGCCGGCGCCCCCUGCUGUUGAUUCUGGACGCUCAGACCUCAGCACACAGCCUAGUCAUCCUGCAGGUGGGACUCCUCGGAGGCAGACGGUGACGGUGCAGAGGCCUGCGGAGCAGAGUUUCUCCCACCAGUUUGUUCGUCCUCAGCAGCUGCUGGAGGGGAAGGAUGCAGAGGCCAUCUAUCAGUGGCUGAGUGAGUUCCAGCUGGAGCAGUAUACUGGGAACUUCAUCAGUGCUGGUUAUGAUGUUCCAACCAUCAGCAGGAUGACUCCUGAGGAUCUGACCGCCAUCGGAGUGACCAAACCAGGCCACCGCAAGAAAAUCUCCCUCGAGAUCAACAACCUGAACAUCCCUGAAUGGCUGCCAGAGUACAUCCCAUCUGAUCUGGGCGAGUGGCUCAGCGCCAUUGGCCUCCCACAGUACCACAAAAAACUCUCUGAAAAUGGCUACGACUCCAUCAGCAUCGUCAAAGACCUCACCUGGGAGGAUCUGCAGGAGAUCGGCAUCACCAAGCUGGGCCACCAGAAGAAGCUGAUGCUGGCCGUGAAGAAGCUGUGUGACAUCCAGAGGGCGAUCCUUCAGGCUGAAUCAGGCCAAGGCACGCUGCGUCGCAAAGCCCCCGGAGCCCUGCACCUGGUUGCCAUCGAACCACCUGACACUGCAGGUGAAUGCUCUUCUCCUCACACCCCAAAGAUGCUGACCUUCCAGGACAGCGAGCUGAGCACUGAGCUGCAGACGGCCAUGUCCAGUCACUACGGCGGCUGCGAGGAAGGCUUCGCCAUCAAGAACGCAGUGGGAAUGUCCCAGAGCCAGGAGAGCAUUGACACCCGGUCCAGAGGCUCCGGACGCUCCCAGGAGCCUCCCACAGCUUCCGUCACCCCCCACAGCUGGUCCCAGGAGAGCUUGGAGGGCAGCCCUGCCAAGGAGAGGAACCUCCCUGAGGGCUGGGACCAGAGGCCUCUGCAGCAGCAGGCGCUGCCCAAGCAGGUGCCUCUGGGCACGGCAACCGUAUUUAAGUACCCAGCAAUCCCAGCCAAGCCCAAGCUGCCUGGAUCUCAGGGUCCCUCACCUCAUGGCUCCCCAGCAUUGAAGGGUUUCAGCUACUUGCAUUCUCAUUGUGGCUCCACAGACCUGAGCUCAUCUCCCAGGCCUGAGAACCACACCAUGACCCUGACGCCGCCCAAGAAGCGCACCCAGAGCAUGACCCGCUAUGCUCUGUCAGAUGGGGAGCCUGAUGAGGAUGACGAGGAGGCAUCAUUUCCCUCUGGAAACCUGUCAUCCUAUGCCACCUUGACCCGCAAACCCGGCCGCAGCCAGUUGGCUCGAUUACAGUCGAGUCCAGAAAAGAAUGGCAACGUGGGACGCAGUCAGUCCUUUGCAGUUCGCGCCCGGAAAAAAGGUCCUCCUCCGCCUCCUCCAAAGAGACUGAGCUCAGUGAGCAGCACCACCAGCGGGGAGCUGAGCGACAGCAGCACAACGUCGUCUGCUGGCGGGGCGAUGACGGACAGUCCAGUGAGCGUGAGGAGCAUCGCAGCCUCCUUGGAAGGCAGGACAGAGGGGAAGAACCCUGCAGGGCUCAAACCAGACCACAUCCAGCAGGAGCCUCCUUCCCCCUCUCUCAGCUCUGCAGGGCAGGAACCCAGAGAGGCUGCUGGGGUGAGGAGGAGGGUGCAGAGCGAGUGUAUUCCCACCCAGACCAGCAGCAGUGCCGAACCAGAUCGAGUGGUGAAGUCUGAUUCUGAGGAAGAAGAAUCAAAAGGUAGCAGACUGGAGGGCUCCUCAUCCCCUCAGAACAGCUCCAGUGAGUGCAUCCCCUUCGCUGAGGAGGGCAACUUAACCAUCAAACAGAGACCUAAAGCUCCGGGGCCACCCAGGGCUGAGGCUGUGCUGGAGCCUCCAGAGAAACCAGCAGCCAAGAACCUGGAGGUGCCCGAGUUUAAUCUGAAGGAGUCAGACACGGUGAAGCGCAGACAUAAACCCAAAGACAAAGAGCAGGGAGGCGGUUCCCCCAACAGAGAGGAGGCAGGGGCAGCUGGGUCAGAGUCCAGCAGCAGCAGGCCUCCGUCCCAGAGCCAGGAGGAGGUCAGUCUGAGGAUCAGUGAGGCCAAUCUGGAGAGGCCAGCCAGCCCAGCAACAGGAUCUCCCAUUAAACCUCCACUCUCUCCAAAACCACCUGCUGUGGCCCCAAAACCAAUUCGCCACAGUCUGCUGGCAGCACAAGCAGCUGGACUCUCCUCUCCAUCUGUGACCGUCAGUGUGGUUCAAAGUGUGGCCUUCACCUGUCCGUCCUCUCCUGCUCAUGGGCCCCCAGCUCCACCUCCGGCCCCUCAGGCCCCUCAGAGUCCCUCUCUGACAGCAGCGAGACCUCAGGUGUGUGUGGUGGGUCCCGGUCUUGUCCCUGAGUCAUCCUGCGGGACUGAAGUGGUUCAGCAGAGACUAGAUCAGACCAGCACCUCUCUGGAAGCAGCUCUGAAGGCCGUUGAGAGAAAACUGAACCUGGAGGACAACUCAGACAGCGGAGCAAACACGGUGAAGUCUGCAGGGACCAUUCUGGACGACAUCGGCAACAUGUUUGACGACCUGGCUGACCAGCUGGACGCCAUGUUGGACUGAAGACUUUUCAGAAAGGCCCCUUAAGAGAAAAGUUCACCCCCAACCUCAGGAAGUGAACCGGAGGAGGGGUGAACGAGGGGAGAGGAGGCCCGGCGGAGACGUUUAGCCUCCCCGCUCUGAGCUACACGAUGGACUCGUUCACAGGAGCCAAAGUCAAACACUCGUCCUGCUUCUCAGCCUGAACACCAGCACUUAAUCUCCACUGUGCUUCCUGAACAGGGCCCCUCCCUCACAUGUCUGAGACUGUGCAUCGAUUCCCUUUUUUAACUUUUAACACUCGUGUCGUCGCGGACAGACCGGCGGCGUUUUAUCAGCAGAUUAUUAUGAUUCUUGUUCUUCACUAAUAAUGUAACAUGAAGUUUUAUGUGUUUGGAUUUACAGAGAGACGAAGUCCUGACCUCACUUCCUGUCCGGCGUCUGUUCCACCAGCUUCCGAAACCUGUUCCCGCCCUUAAAUCCAUGUUUCAGUGUAAACGAGCUUCUUCACAUCUGAACGUUUAAUCUGGUCGUCUGGGAAAAGUUUCCUCUUUACUGGAUGUUCGGAGUACAAACGGUGCUGCGUUCAGGUGCAGCAGUAAAAUACAGUAAACCUGAUCCUUCAAUCAAAACCAAAACACCACAGAGAGGUUCAGAGGGAGGAUUCAGGGUGGGGUUCAUCUUUAGUCUCAACAGUCAGCAGAACUGUAGGAAAACAUUGUUCAAAUCACAGAGAGGUGGGUGAUAUGGCCUGAAAAUAAGAUUUAUUUAUUUUGUUUGUCCCCAGCGUGGGAAAUCUGGGCAUUACAGCAGCAUGUGAAAGCAGCGGGAAGAAAAAUAACAGCAGAGACAAAAAACAAAAUACAAAAUAAAAAGUAGACUAUAUAUAAAUGUACAUAUUAUACAAGCAAAAUGACAUUUGACUAUAUGAAAGAAUAAAAUAUAUAAAAAAAGGUUAUUUAAUAUUAAAUUAAAUUAAAAGACUGAACUCUGUGUUUAAUCUCAGAAGUGACCACAAUUCAUUCUUUAUUCUUCAGAAACAGUAACAAUAAAAAACAAGGAUCAGAAAACAGCAAAGAAGCUUCAAAAUAAAACCAGAGAGACAGAAUCAGCCGUGACGCAGAGGACGCGUUUCAGCUGGCGGGACAGAAGCUGGACGCUUCAGCUCUCUGUUCAUCACGUCUGACCAUUUCAAACUUUACCUUUGUAAUAUUUAAAGAAAAUCUAUUUUAUACCCGGUGAUGCUAACGCGCGCAGCUCGUCUUCCGCUCGGGGUCGAGCGGCUCGUGUCGUCUGUUCGUGUUCAGUCGCUCGCUGCGUUCAGUGGAAGGCAGCAUGUGAUGAACAUGCUAUGUUUUCAUAUUCAUUUUAGCCAAAUUAGUAUUUAAAUUAGAGUUAUCUAAAUAUGUAUAUUGUUCACUAGAGGUCUAUACAGGAGCAGAUAUUCAACCAAAGUCUUUGUACAGAUUUCCCUCAGAUAUUUUCACAAACAUUUCCUCUUCCUGUUACUCUACGAUGUUGAUGAAAUGGAUCGAGCUUCCGCGUUUAGCGUGUCGAGAAAGAGGCCCUUAGCGCCGCCGCGUCCUGUGAUCGUGUGACUUCUGUGCGAAUGAGAUGAUGUGUGUCGCUUUGUUUCUUGACCUCUGAGUCUCAGGAAAAUCCCUCCUGACCGGAACGCCGUCGCCGCGACGUUCUGCCGCUCGCAGCUGAGGAGGACUGAAAACGCAGAAUCAACCGGAAAUCAAACAAAGAAAAGAUGUGCGAGACGCGUUCUUAUACGUUUGGAGAAGGAGUGUUUAGCUUGUUGUCUUUUUUACCUACAGCUCUGUGUGCAGAUGAAGUGUUUCCAUCAGAAUCCAGUCAGAACGACGGCAGCGGGCUAACAGAUAUGUAGCAUGUCAGAGUUGACCAGCAGGGGGCGGCGCGGACUUGUGAACGCAGAGUUUAGCUUUAGCUCUGGCGCAGCGGUUCUCUCCCAGCCAGAAGGUUCUGGGUGAGAGCAGAUAGGUGUGAACGUGUGUCUGUCUAUGUGUUAGCUUAGCAUCUCUGCUCGUUACUCCACAGCUCAGUCACAUCGACUUCUCGGCCCAAACCGCAGGAAGGAAGUCCAGACGUUAUUUUUACCUGUUAUCCAGCAGCUGUUUGCAUCCUGCAGGUAAUUUCAGGUGGUCUCACAGGUGUUUACUGUCUGUCCAGGUACAGAACAGAAGAGGACAGCGGUUACACUGCAGGACGCCGUUAGCGCUGCUGCUGAAACUCUGUUUCUGUUUCCCCUGAGGUUUGCCUGACAGGCGUGACUGAGCUGCAGAGUAACAUCACACAGGAUGUCCAGAUUCACAGGCGUGACAUCAGGGCCACAUGGAGGCUUCUGGACUCUCUGCAGACUUCUGGAGACCCACUUGAGGUGCAGACUCCAGCGGACUGCUCUGACACUCAGCUAACAGCCACGACAGCUUUCAUCAAAGUUCAGCUUGACGAGAGAUUUUCUGACUUUACUGAUCGCAGCCAUUUAAAAUGAAUCGAUCUGACUUCAUGUGGAACUCGUGACGUCGUGGUUACGAUGUCGAUGCUUCAAAGACUCCUCAUAGUUCUCGUCACUCUUCUCUUUUUUCAAUAUUAGAACAUUACGAAGACUAAAAUGCUGAUAUGUGAACUUACCGUCCGCCGAAACGUGAACUUCAUGUCUGAAAACGCCUCGAACACAUCACAGCUCAAACUUUAAGCAAAUUCCACUUGUGAGGUCGUGAACACGGUGAACACGGUGAACGCGACGCCGUUUGAGGCAGCAGUAGUCUGAGGAUCGAUCACUUCUUUUUAAUGAGGCAUUUUAAAUCUCCUGACGGCAGGUGACUCACCUGUAAUGAUGACGAGUCUCUGCAGCCGCCACAUUCCUCCAGGUUACUGUUUCCAAACCAAAACAGGAAGUCUGAUCAGAAGCAGCUACUGUGUGUGUGUGUGUGUGUGUGUGUGUGUGUGUGUGUGUGUGUUUUGUCUACUCUGUUGGUUUUUCCUGUUGUUUUGGUCGUUCUUUGUCUUUUCCGGCUGGUUUUGUUUAACCAUUAAAGAUCUACGAUGUUA
Molecule: messenger RNA, 7700 nt
Organism: Chelmon rostratus (copperband butterflyfish)
Lineage: Eukaryota; Metazoa; Chordata; Actinopteri; Chaetodontiformes; Chaetodontidae
Product: caskin-2-like
Exons: 22
Coding region: 603-4646 (1347 amino acids)
Molecular function (GO): protein binding
Source: RefSeq, a predicted model, not a curated record